Chlorocebus sabaeus (green monkey) is the source of this 7393-nucleotide messenger RNA. RefSeq names its product ATPase phospholipid transporting 11B (putative) (gene ATP11B). Gene Ontology annotation, molecular function: ATP hydrolysis activity; magnesium ion binding; ATP binding. The record is from RefSeq and is a predicted model, not a curated record. NCBI's taxonomy places the organism in Eukaryota, Metazoa, Chordata, Mammalia, Primates, Cercopithecidae. Gene Ontology annotation, biological process: phospholipid translocation. Gene Ontology annotation, cellular component: endoplasmic reticulum; recycling endosome; plasma membrane.
UGACAACGGUCAAUAAUGAAGGUGGCUGCGGCGCGGCGGCAGGCUCAGCUGCGCCGGGCGGGGGCGGCGCCGGGGCCGCGCCUGUAGGACUCGGGGCCGACGCCGCGGGAUGGGGACGCGGCGCGGGGAGUGAGGCAGUGGCGGCGGCGGCGGUAAGCGGAACUUCGGCCCGAGGGGCUCGCCCGCUCCCGCCUCUGUCUUGUCCGCCUCCACCUGCAGCCCCGCGGCCCCCGCGCCCCGCGGGACCGGGACGGCGACGACGGGGGAAUGUGGCGCUGGAUCCGACAGCAGCUGGGUUUUGACCCACCACAUCAGAGUGACACAAGAACCAUCUACGUAGCCAACAGGUUUCCUCAGAAUGGCCUUUACACACCUCAGAAAUUUAUAGAUAACCGGAUCAUUUCAUCUAAGUAUACUGUGUGGAAUUUUGUUCCAAAAAAUUUAUUUGAACAGUUCAGAAGAGUGGCAAACUUUUAUUUUCUUAUUAUAUUUUUGGUUCAGCUUAUGAUUGAUACACCUACCAGUCCAAUUACCAGUGGACUUCCAUUAUUCUUUGUGAUAACAGUAACAGCCAUAAAGCAGGGAUAUGAAGAUUGGUUACGGCAUAACUCAGAUAAUGAAGUAAAUGGAGCUCCUGUUUAUGUUGUUCGAAGUGGUGGCCUUGUGAAAACUAGAUCCAAAAACAUUCGGGUGGGUGACAUUGUUCGAAUAGCCAAAGAUGAAAUUUUUCCUGCAGACUUGGUGCUUCUGUCCUCAGAUCGACUUGAUGGUUCCUGUCACGUUACAACUGCUAGUUUGGAUGGAGAAACUAACCUGAAGACACAUCUGGCAGUUCCAGAAACAGCAUUAUUACAAACAGUUGCCAAUUUGGACACUCUAGUAGCUGUAAUAGAAUGCCAGCAACCAGAAGCAGACUUAUACAGAUUCAUGGGACGAAUGAUCAUAACCCAACAAAUGGAAGAAAUUGUAAGACCUCUGGGUCCAGAGAGUCUCCUGCUUCGUGGAGCCAGAUUAAAAAACACAAAAGAAAUUUUUGGUGUUGCUAUAUACACUGGAAUGGAAACUAAGAUGGCAUUAAAUUACAAGAGCAAAUCACAGAAACGAUCUGCAGUAGAAAAGUCAAUGAAUACAUUUUUGAUAAUUUAUCUAGUAAUUCUUAUAUCUGAAGCUGUCAUCAGCACUAUCUUGAAGUAUACAUGGCAAACUGAAGAAAAAUGGGAUGAACCUUGGUAUAACCAAAAAACAGAACAUCAAAGAAAUAGCAGUAAGAUUCUGAGAUUUAUUUCAGACUUCCUUGCUUUUUUGGUUCUCUACAAUUUCAUCAUUCCAAUUUCAUUAUAUGUGACAGUUGAAAUGCAGAAAUUUCUUGGAUCAUUUUUUAUUGGCUGGGAUCUUGAUCUGUAUCAUGAAGAAUCAGAUCAGAAAGCUCAAGUCAAUACUUCCGAUCUGAACGAAGAGCUUGGACAGGUAGAGUACGUGUUUACAGAUAAAACUGGUACACUGACAGAAAAUGAGAUGCAGUUUCGGGAAUGUUCAAUUAAUGGCAUGAAAUACCAAGAAAUCAAUGGUAGACUUGUACCCGAAGGACCAACCCCAGACUCUUCAGAAGGAAACUUACCUUAUCUUAGUAGUUUAUCCCAUCUUAACAACUUAUCCCAUCUUACAACCAGUUCCUCUUUCAGAACCAGUCCUGAAAAUGAAACUGAACUGAUUAAAGAACAUGAUCUCUUCUUUAAAGCAGUCAGUCUCUGUCACACUGUACAGAUUAGCAAUGUUCAGACUGACUGUAUUGGUGAUGGUCCCUGGCAAUCCAAUCUGGCACCCUCGCAGUUGGAGUACUAUGCAUCUUCACCAGAUGAAAAGGCACUAGUAGAAGCUGCUGCAAGGAUUGGUAUUGUGUUUAUCGGCAAUUCUGAAGAAACUAUGGAAGUUAAAACACUUGGAAAACUGGAACGGUACAAACUGCUUCAUAUUCUGGAAUUUGAUUCAGAUCGUAGGAGAAUGAGUGUAAUUGUUCAGGCACCUUCAGGUGAGAAGUUAUUAUUUGCUAAAGGAGCUGAGUCAUCAAUUCUCCCUAAAUGUAUAGGCGGAGAAAUAGAAAAAACCAGAAUUCAUGUAGAUGAAUUUGCUUUGAAAGGGCUAAGAACUCUGUGUAUAGCAUAUAGAAAAUUUACAUCAAAAGAGUAUGAGGAAAUAGAUAAACGCAUAUUUGAAGCCAGGACUGCCUUGCAGCAGCGGGAAGAGAAAUUAGCAGAUGUUUUUCAGUUCAUAGAGAAAGACCUGAUAUUACUUGGAGCCACAGCAGUAGAAGACAGACUACAAGAUAAAGUUCGAGAAACUAUUGAAGCAUUGAGAAUGGCUGGUAUCAAAGUAUGGGUACUUACUGGAGAUAAACAUGAAACAGCUGUUAGUGUGAGUUUAUCAUGUGGCCAUUUUCAUAGAACCAUGAACAUCCUUGAACUUAUAAACCAGAAAUCAGACAGCGAAUGUGCUGAACAGUUGAGGCAGCUUGCCAGAAGAAUUACAGAGGAUCAUGUGAUUCAGCAUGGGCUGGUAGUGGAUGGGACCAGCCUAUCUCUUGCACUCAGGGAGCAUGAAAAAUUAUUUAUGGAAGUUUGCAGAAAUUGUUCAGCUGUAUUAUGCUGUCGUAUGGCUCCACUGCAGAAAGCAAAAGUAAUAAGACUAAUAAAAAUAUCACCUGAGAAACCUAUAACAUUGGCUGUUGGUGAUGGUGCUAAUGACGUAAGCAUGAUACAAGAAGCCCAUGUUGGCAUAGGAAUCAUGGGUAAAGAAGGAAGACAGGCUGCAAGAAACAGUGACUAUGCAAUAGCCAGAUUUAAAUUCCUCUCCAAAUUGCUUUUUGUUCAUGGUCAUUUUUAUUAUAUUAGAAUAGCUACCCUUGUACAGUAUUUUUUUUAUAAGAAUGUGUGCUUUAUCACACCCCAGUUUUUGUAUCAGUUCUACUGUUUGUUUUCUCAACAAACGUUGUAUGAUGGCGUGUACCUGACUUUAUACAAUAUUUGUUUUACUUCCCUACCUAUUCUGAUAUAUAGUCUUUUGGAACAGCAUGUAGACCCUCAUGUGUUACAAAAUAAGCCUACUCUCUAUCGAGACAUUAGUAAAAACCGCCUCUUAAGUAUUAAAACAUUUCUUUAUUGGACCAUCCUGGGUUUCAGUCAUGCCUUUAUUUUCUUUUUUGGCUCCUAUUUACUAAUAGGGAAAGAUACAUCUCUGCUUGGAAAUGGCCAGAUGUUUGGAAACUGGACAUUUGGCACUUUGGUCUUCACAGUCAUGGUUAUUACAGUCACAGUAAAGAUGGCUCUGGAAACCCAUUUUUGGACUUGGAUCAACCAUCUCGUUACCUGGGGAUCUAUUAUAUUUUAUUUUGUGUUUUCCUUGUUUUAUGGAGGGAUUCUCUGGCCAUUUUUGGGCUCCCAGAAUAUGUACUUUGUGUUUAUUCAGCUCCUAUCAAGUGGUUCUGCUUGGUUUGCCAUAAUCCUCAUGGUUGUUACAUGUCUAUUUCUUGAUAUCAUAAAGAAGGUAUUUGACCGACACCUCUACCCUACAAGUACUGAAAAGGCACAGAUGUACUCCAACACAGUUGCUUUAAGUGACGAGUUCAUCGCACUGCAGCCAUUGUCGAGGGCAAGGAAUCAGCUGAGCAAACUUAGCUUACUGAAACAAAUGCAGGUAUCAAGUGCUUGGACUCCAUGUGCUGUUUCCCGGAAGGAGAAGCAGCGUGCGCAUCUGUUGGAAGAAUGCUGGAACGAGUUAUAGGAAGAUGUAGUCUGACCCACAUCAGCAGAUCAUGGAGUGCAUCGGAUCCUUUCUAUACCAACGACAGGAGCAUCUUGACUCUCUCCACAAUGGACUCAUCUACUUGUUAAAGGGGCUGUAGUGCUUUGUGGGAGCCAUUUCACCUCCUUUCCUAAAAUUCAGUGUGAUCACCCUGUUAAUGGCCACACUAGCUCUGAAAUUAAUUUCCGAAAUCUUUGUAACAGUUCACACCCACUCCGAGUUACGAUGGCAGACAAACAGAAAGCAUUAAUACAAGCCCCUCCUAACACCCUUAAUUUGAAUCUGAACAUGUUAAAAUUGGAGAAUAAAGAGACAUUUUUCAUCUCUUUGUCUGGUUUGUCCCUUGUGCUUAUGGGACUCCUAAUGGCAUUUCAGUCUGUUGCUGAGGCCAUUAUAUUUUAAUAUAAAUGUAGAAAAAAGAGAUAAAUCUUAGUAACGUGUAUUUUUUAGUAUUAGCUUGAUUACUGACUCUUCUAUUUAAAUCUGCUUCUGUAAAUUAUGCUGAAAGUUUGCCUUGAGAACUCUAUUUUUUUAUUAGAGUUAUAUUGAAACUUUUCAUGGGAAAAUUUAAUGUGAAUACUGAGGAAUUUUGGUCCCUCAGUGACCUGUGUUGUUAAUCCAUUAGUGCAUUCUGAGUUCACAGAGCAAAUUAGGAGAAUCAUUUCCAACCAUUAUUUACUACAGUAUGGAUACCAAUUCCUCUAACUGUACUGUAACACAGCCUGUAAAGUUAGCCAUAUAAAUGCAAGGGUGUAUCAAAUAUACAAAUCAGGAAUCAGGUCUGUUCACCGAACUUCAAAUUGAUGUUUACUAAUAUUUUUGUGACAGAGUAUGAAGACCCUAUAGUGGGUAAAUUAGAUACCGUUAACAUAUUAUUAAUUUAAUGUCUUUAUCAUUAGAUCUUUUGCAUGCUUUAAUCUGGUUAACACAUUUAAAUUUGCUUUUUUUCCUCUUUACCCGAAGGCUCUGUGUAUAGUAUUUCAUGGCAUUGUUGUAAAGUUUAACUAAAUAAAAAGUUUGGACAGUAUUUAAAUAUUGCAAAUAUGUUUAAUUAUACAAAUCAGAAUAGUAUGGGUAAUUAAAUCAAUAAAAAGAGAAGAGCCUCUUUCUGCGGCCAACUUACAAUUGCUCUUCCCCUCGUAAACUAGAUUUUAGAAUAAAGGGUUUCAGUUAAUAAUCUUAUUUUCAGGUUAUGUUAUCUAAGUUAUAGCACACUACCACAAUACAGUGGGUUCUGCCAGUGUCCCAGUGCAAGGCAUAUUUUCAGGUGUGGCUAUGGAAUGUAAAUUGUUAAAGUCUAAAAUGCUAAACUUGUAUCAGGUAACAUUAGCAAUAAAUUACAAUGCUAAGAAUGAUUAAUCAGAUAGAUGUUACUGUAAUUAACUCAUUGCACUUCAAAACCUAACUUCCAUCCUGAAUUUAUCAAGUAGUUCUGUAUCGUCAUUUGUUUUUGUUUUGUUGAAAUGUUGUCUUAAGAUUUAGAAGUGAUUAUUAGCUUAAGAAUUAUUUAUUACCCAGCUCUAAGCAAAUAAUGAUUGUAUACAUAUUAAGAAAAUGGUUAAAUGCGGUUUUAUCAAGUUUUCCCUUAAAAAUGUCAUUCUUUUAUGGAGAUUUAUUGUGCAGCCCUAAGCUUCCUUGCCAUUUCAUGAAUAUAAGGCUUCUAGAAUUGGGCUGGCAGGGAAAAGAAUGGUUGAGACAAAAAUUAAGACUUUAUCUUUGUUUGCUUGUAAACUAUUUUCUUGCUAAUGUAACAUUUGUCUGUUCCAGUGAUGUAAGGAUAUUAAGUUAUUAAGCUAAAUAUUAAUUUUCAAAAACAGUCCUUCUUUAACUUAAGAUAUUCCAUAGUUGGAUUUAGGAAGAUCUGUUAUUCUGGAAAUACUUUAAAAGAAUAAUACACUGUACAGUGUCUGCAUUCACUAAUUCAUGUUCCAGAAAAGGAAUACUGCAGAUAUACUCAGUGGAGUACUUUAGUGGAGGAUAUGGAAAUUUGCUUAUAAAGUCUCUUAUAAAACGUACAUAUAACAAAAUGACAUUCAAUAGGCCUGCAUUACAUUUACAUGACCGUGUUUAUUUGCCAUCAAAUAAACUGAGUACUGACACUAGACAAAGACUCCAAAGUCAUAAAGUAGCCUAUGACCAACUGCAGCAAGACAGGAGGUCAGCUCACCUAGAAUGGUGCUUAAAGUGUGAUUGAUGUAAUUUUCUGUACUCGCCAUUUGAAGUUAGUUAAGGAGAACUUUAUUUUUUAAAAAAAAAAAGUAAAUGGCAUCCACUAGUGUGCUCAUCCUGAACUGUUACCCCAAAUCCACUCCGUUUUUAAAGCAAAAUUAUCUUGAUUUUAAGAAGAGUUUUCUAUUUAAGAAAGUAACAAUGCAGUCUACAAGCUUUCAGUAGUUUUCUAGUGCUAUAUUCAUCUUGUCAAACUCUUACUACGUAACCAGUAAUCACAAGGAAAGUGUCCCCUUUGCAUAUUUCUUUAAAAUUCUUUGGAAAGUAUGAUGUUGAUAAUUAACCCUUAUCUGCCAAAAGCAGAGCAAAAUGCUGAAUAUGUUAUUGCUAGUUAAUCAGUGGUCUGAAACCGAUUUGCCUCCUUUUGCCUUCCUUUGCCUCGUCUGAGGGCUGUAAGCCUGAAGAUAGUGGCAAGCACCAAGUCAGUUUCCAAAAUUGCCCCUCAGCUAAGGCUUUAAGUGACUCAGCACCCUGCCUCAGCUUUAGCAGGCAUAGGCUCACCCUGGGCGGAGCUAAGUAUGGGCCAGGGAGAACUACAGCUACGAAGACCUGCUGUUGAGUUGAGAAAAGGGGAGAAUCUAUGGUCUGAAUUUUGUAACCGUCCUCUUUCUUGGGUCUAAAGCUCAUGAUAUACAAAGGCUUCCAGAGCUGAGCCCCGCGCAGGCAGUGUCCUGAACAGGAGACUACACAGAGGCAAAUCAGCCUUAGGGAACACUUGCAUUCUGCCCUACGGUUAGUGCCAGGACUGAGGCCGUUUCUACUGCAGAAGAUUGUGAGAUUGAACUUACCUGAGAGCUGGAGACUCCUGAGAAGCAGGAGUCAAGGCCACUAGAAAAUUGACAGUUAAGAGCCAAAAGUUUUUAAAAUAUGCUACUCUGAAAAUCGCUGUAGGAAAAGGGAGAAUCUUCCCUGUUGGUGUUUUUCCUGUAAAGAUCGGUUUGGGGUAUGAUAUUGGGCAGGUAUUAAUAAAAAUAGCACACCAAAGAGUUCUGUAAAACAUGUUUUAUUGAUUUUGGUCCCCACUUACAUUCUAUUUCUAGGAGUUACCUAUUUUCAUAUAAGUAAAACAUUAUUAAAGUGCUGUUUUAUGUGAAAUAACUUGAAUGUUGUUCCUAUAAAAAAUAGAUCAUAACUAAUACAUUUGUAAUAAUGGUAAUUGUUAGAUUUUUAUGAGGAAUGAGUAUCUGGAAAUAUUGUAGCAAUACUUUUAGUUUAAAAUUUUGGACCUGAGACACUGUGGCUGUCUAAUGUAAUCCUUUAAAAAUUCUCUGCAUUGUCAGUAAAUACAGUAUAUUAUUGUACAGCUCUUAGUAAUUUUUUAAAGUUUAUGAAGUUAUAUUUAUCAAAUAAAAAUUUUCCUAUAUAA